CAAUUCUCGUCUAGCAAACCCCUCCCUUACCAGCUCGAGCCCAGUCACAUUCCUUUCAUGUUCAAUACUGAGCAGCAACAAGCAAUUGCAACAAUGUGAUUUUCAACUUCGGAUAUUCGAACAUCUUUGCCGAGGAUAGGCAAAAAUUACAGAAGGAAGAUUGGGUUGGAACGAUCCGUAUGGAAUUGUCAACGUAUGGAAUUGAGAGGGGUUGUUUUUAUUGCAGGUGAGAAUGGAAACAUAUGUCGCCUGUUGCUCCGCAGUUCCGUUUCACGCGCAGCACACACACCAUGAGUUCAACUGGUGGCAGGUCCUGCUAAACCUGAACAGACCGUGAGUGUGUUGGUGGAGGCUCAUCAGUCUCCAGUAUGGAGUGUUUGGUAUGAGCCGUGGCCGGUCUGUUGGUCCUUGGGCCGGUCCAGUGGUGAGGUGUCCCUGUCCCUUGGCGGGAUGCUGAGGGCUGGUGGUCCCCACCAGUAUGACUCCCCUGGACCUGUGGCUGUCCCGCUCCAUCCCCAUGUGCCUGCUCCUCCAGAGCCUGGUCCUCAUGGCCCUGUGCUUCCCCUCCGCCUCCAUGUGUCCCAAGGGCUGCGUCUGCCAGCGGGCCCGACCCGACCCGGGCCUCCACCUCGGCCCGGGGCCCCUGGGGCUCUUCCUUGGCCUCAAUGUCACCUGUACCGGGUCCCGGCUCAAAGAGAUCCCCCCGGACCUGCCUCCAGACACCGCCGUGCUCCGCCUCGACCACAACCAGAUCAUGGCCGUCCCCGACCAUGCCUUCCGGGGCCUGAGGCUGCUGCGGGAGCUCAACCUGUCCCACAACGCUGUGGAGACGCUGGAGGAGGGUGCCUUCAGUGGCGUGGAGGCCACACUGCAGGUCCUCGACCUCUCACACAACCGCAUCACUAGUGUGCACAAGGAUGCAUUCGCCCGGCUCAAAGCGCGGGUCCUGGUGGAUGACAACCCCUGGCACUGUGACUGCACCCUGCAGCAGGCACUGGGCGGCAUGGCCCACAACCACGAGGCGGCUGCACGCGUCCUCUGCCGGAGCUCCGAGCUCCAGGAGCAGGAGGGACGCCAUUUCCUGGCGGUGGACACAGACCUGUGUAACCUGGCCAAGAGGACCACGGACUACGCAAUGCUGGUGACGAUGUUCGGCUGGUUCGCCAUGGUCAUCUCCUACGUGGUGUAUUACGUACGGCAGAACCAGGAGGAUGCCCGGCGACACUUGGAGUACCUUAAGUCGCUGCCCAGCAAGCCUGUGAAGCCCAACGAGGUGGAGGACAUCAGUACUGUGGUGUAACAGGACAUCAUCACUACUAGACACUAUAGGACAUCAGUACUCCAGUGUGACAUCCCUGUAGUGAGAACUGACAUCACUAUAGUGAGAACUGACUGUAUACAAUAUAAUUAGAUUGCCUAAUUAGUUCUAGAAUUAGAAUGACUAAUUGAUUCUAAUUCUAUGCAUGAACAGCAGAAGUUCAGAACUAAACCCGGAGAUAUAGGACCCAUAUUUCAAGAUGGAUGUAACGUCUUCUGUUGUGAAAAUGUUUUUUUGAUGUACUCAAAAGAAAUCAUGAUAGAUUAAACCUGGAUCCUUGCAUUUGAAGCUUCACACCCAAUAUGUGUUAAUUACAAAGGUAAACACUGAGAAAGCCCAAUUUUUAAAGAGGAGAAAUGCUUAAACGUUAGUGUUUGUCUGUAGACGUCAAUCUAAAGACAAGCAUUUUGGAAUGCACAGUGUACAUGUGCAUAGACAACAGCAGUUAGUUCAGAUCACAUUAACAGAAGGGUAAAGUCUAUGGGGGUACCACAGAUGGCUUCUUUGAGAUCUGUUCUGAGAUUGUUUUGAAAAUCUGAAUCUCAGGUUUAAAUUUUGAUAGGUUGAUAAGUAUUUUUUUAGAGCAAAAUCUGGAGAAAUGGUUUUUGGACAACAUUUUUGUAAGGUAAUGAUAACAGGCCUUUGAUCUAGAGGGUGUUCUGUGCUUGUGCAUCCAACUGCAUACUUUGUUUAAUUUAAUUUGAAUAAAUAAUAGGCCCCAAACAUCAAUCAUGAAACUUACCUUUACUUUCCAAAUGUGAAAUAAUUAGAAUCAAUGAUUUGUUAAAAUGAUCAUGACAUCACCAAUGUUGAAAAACGACUGAUGUGCUGUAAAAAUACUAAACAUUUCUUCCUUAA
Oncorhynchus mykiss (rainbow trout) is the source of this 2176-nucleotide messenger RNA. Its product is annotated as leucine-rich repeat-containing protein 3B. The record is from RefSeq and is a predicted model, not a curated record. Gene Ontology annotation, molecular function: protein binding. NCBI's taxonomy places the organism in Eukaryota, Metazoa, Chordata, Actinopteri, Salmoniformes, Salmonidae.